Messenger RNA from Hordeum vulgare subsp. vulgare (domesticated barley), 1437 nucleotides. RefSeq lists its product as uncharacterized. Lineage: Eukaryota; Viridiplantae; Streptophyta; Magnoliopsida; Poales; Poaceae. The transcript is spliced from 2 exons. Bases 430 to 972 code for a protein of 180 amino acids. The record is from RefSeq and is a predicted model, not a curated record.
ACAUGAUGCGUGAGAGUAGCAAGAACGGAGAUCUCCGGCUGUAUCAUGCCUUGAAUUUCCCGCGAUUCCGGCGGAUCACACGAUGUCUGUGGCUUCUUUUCUUUUCUUUAUGCAUGGGACGCGUGCCUGAGUUUUCUCGCAUCUUACUUCCCUUCCAUUGGCGGUGGUCUCCGUCUCCGCGGGCGAGCAAUCAGCAAAGGAAAACCGCGUGUCUCAAACACCACUUUGGGGCUCAAAGCUCUUUCCACCGUCCCUCCGGUCGCUCCCACCCCCACCAACUGCUCCGUCCCUCCCGUCGCUCCCACCCCCACCAACCGCUCUCCUCCCCACUCCCACUCCCACUCCCGAUCUAGAUGUACAGCACGUACAUCACACAUCGACCGCCGGCCUCCCCUGCAAUUCCCCUCACCUGUCUUCCCCAUUUUCCAGAUGCAGACCGUGAACUGCCACUACCAGGACCAACGCGUCCUCGGCGACGAGAGGAGGAGAGGAGGGAGCGUCCUCGCCCUCCCAGGACGAGAGGAGGAGAGGAGGGAGCGUCCUCGCCCUCCCAGGACGAGAGGAGGAGAGGAGGGAGCGUCCUCGCCCUCCCAGGACGAGAGGAGGAGAGGAGGGAGCGUCCUCGCCCUCCCAGGACGAGUGGAGGAGAGGAGGGAGCGUCCUCGCCCUCCCAGGACGAGUGGAGGAGAGGAGGGAGCGUCCUCGCCCUCCCAGGACGAGUGGAGGAGAGGAGGGAGCAGGGUCCGUCGGCGACCUAACCAUCCUCUCCUGCAUCUCGCCGGAACCCUCGGUCCCCAGCACUCUUUUCUGUCCCCACCGAGUCUAAAUUGGAUCGAGGAUUCAGGUACGACAGCACGAGUGCUCCGGGGCGUUGCUACCACCGCCGUCGCUGCGUGGAUUCCGUCGCGGACAUCUGAACUCGCCUCGCUGUCGCUUGGAGUGUCCGCUGCCGCCGCCGCCGCCGCCUGUUGACCGUCCCAAUUCCCAGUCUCUGCUAUCUUUCGGCUGGUGUCUGGUCCUCCGGCUCGCUGGUUUGCUGCGGGCUGAUUAUGUGCGUGCGUGAUGGCUGUUUGCGUGCUUGCUGCGGCGUUCGUGCUUGGUGUGGGCGUGCGUGCGUUCGUGCUUGGACUGCGUAUUUGCUAGCUGCUGCUGGGCACUGGGUGCUGGCCUCUGUUGUAUCAACUCUGAUUUGUUGCUGACCUGCUGAUGUUGCGGCUAGUGCUUGGGAGUGAAGUACUGACAUUGACACGUGCAGGCCAAUCUUCAGUUGAGAGAAUGGGAAGCAUCAGUCAUGUAUCAUUGGGUAAGCAAGCUACAUGACAACAUCUUUACUGUUUUUUAGCUUUUCAUGCUGAAGUGUUAUGUAUCUUUCAAAUUUAAAUACUAGCAUAUGAUGUAUUUUGCAAGUAACAUGAAGAUUCACCAAAUUGUUGAUCA